AAGAGAGAAUUGGCUGAAGUUUAUCUAUUAUCUAAGUACUUCUCUUCAACACUUCAUUGCUUGAAUUUUCCUAUCGUGGUGCCUUUCUUACUUCAUGUUGAGAUACCAGACCAGUUUCAAUUGGCUCCGGGGAUACGGUCCGCGAAGGCUCUGUCGUGCAAUGCAAAGGGCGUGAGGACAGACAGGAUCUUCAUCACCAUGACCACCGCAAUCACCGCAACCUGUGCAUGUCGCAAUUUCACCUACACAGUUGACUAUCCAAAUUCCUGGCUCCCACUCGAUCGCGCUCUUUGCCUCUGCACUACCUGUCGACAAGUUUCAGGCUCCUGCGGCGUAUCGUACAUCAAAGUACCAGCGGAGCAAGCCAUCGACCCAUCGAAAUUUCAUGUCACAGGCUACAAUAGCUCCGAAAGAUGUUCAAGAUUUUUCUGCUCUACAUCGUGUGGUUCCACGAGAUUGUGGACGCAGAUGGAACGAAGAGACCACUGAAGAGGUGGAUGCUCAAUGAUCGAGGUGAGAAGGCAGAAUUUGUGCCAGAGAACAGUCUGCAGACUCUGGAGAAGAUAUCAUCUGGCGAUAAGCUGAAAGCACAAUGUCAUUGUGGAGGUGUCAAGUUCUACAUUACCCGACCAAACGAAGCUUCGAAGAAGGUCCAGUCGCCGUUUCCCGACCUGCAAGUUCCGUAUCAUUCUCAUUCGAAUGCCAAUCCAGAGAACAAGACUUGGUGGUUACGAGACAAUGAUACCAAGUACUUGGCUGGGACAUGCACAUGUACUUCAUGUCGACAGAACUUAGGGAUGGAAAUCCAAACAUGGGCGUUCGUUCCAAAAUGCAACAUCUUCAAAGAGGAUGGGAGUCCGCUAGACUUUCACUUGGGGACGAUGAAGACCUACCCAAGCUCAGAAGGAGUAUUUCGAGAAUUCUGUGGUAAAUGUGGUGCCACAGUCUUCUGGCAUUGUGAGGAAAGGCCAGAACUGAUAGAUGUGAGUGUUGGUUUGCUGGAUCUAGAGGAAGGAGCACGAGUCGAGGGUUGGCUCGACUGGUGGACUGACAGGGUAAGCUUUGAAGAGAUGGCUGUCAGUAGGAGCUUGGUUGCAAGCCUUGAAGAUGGAUUGAAAAAAUGGGGAGCAAAACGCCAGGGUGUUGAAGCACAAGACAUUGUCUCGUGAGAGGGGCGCAGGAGAGCCGAGCUAAGCAAGACAUGUUGGUAACUGUUUCAUAUCAACAACAUUUUCCAGAUUCUUUCUUGGAUGGUCGUCCCAUGUCUUCGAAUGACGAGAUACACCGAUGGCAG
This is a messenger RNA of Mollisia scopiformis, 1294 nucleotides long. RefSeq lists its product as uncharacterized. Lineage: Eukaryota; Fungi; Ascomycota; Leotiomycetes; Helotiales; Mollisiaceae. The record is from RefSeq and is a predicted model, not a curated record. Bases 414 to 1169 code for a protein of 251 amino acids. Gene Ontology annotation, molecular function: carbon-sulfur lyase activity. The transcript is spliced from 4 exons.